Molecule: messenger RNA, 693 nt
Organism: Ustilaginoidea virens
Lineage: Eukaryota; Fungi; Ascomycota; Sordariomycetes; Hypocreales; Clavicipitaceae
Exons: 3
Coding region: 1-693 (230 amino acids)
Biological process (GO): mycotoxin biosynthetic process
Source: RefSeq, a predicted model, not a curated record
AUGACUCUGCCAUCGGUCCUGUACGCGUCUCUCGUGGCAAGCUUCUCUUCUGUCGUGACAAUCGUCUCGAUUCUCGUCCUCCUUCGAACCAGCCACGACAACAUCAUCACCACCCUGUUUGACCGUGUACAGUCUCCCUCUGCAUCCAACGACUUCCCCCAGCCGCGUGACAGCCUCGCUGCCGGACUCACAUCUGUAAGCUUUGUCAUGAAGCCAUGGACGCACCCGGCUUUCAGCAGGACGCUACCGUCAAACGAGUCCGAGUUCUGGGACUUGCUUGUCCCGCCCAGUCAAGGGUUCAUCAAAGUCGACAUGCACGACGGCAAGGAGCACGUCGUCGGGAUAGCCAUGUUCCACCAGCUGCACUGUCUUAAAAUGAUCCGAAUCGCCAUGUUUGGCACAGAGGAAGAGAAACUCAUCCUGAAGCGCGGCGGGCUGUUGAAAGAUCGACGAGACCACAUCAAGCACUGCUUCAACUUUGUAGCGCAGGUUAUUUUGUGCGCGGCGGAUGAUAGCUUCGAAAAAUCCAUCAACAGGUUGAGCGACGAAGCCGAGGCCGGAGGGGAUCAAGAUCCGCUCUUGGGAAGCUGGCAUCAGUGCCGGAAUGCUACGCGGCUUUACGAGUUUUUGCAGCAACACGAAAAGGCCCCUGUUGAAGGAUCCGUCCUGGGCAGAUAUUCUGUUUUCCAUUGA